AUGAAGACCAACUUCUUUUUAGCUGCGGUCUUUGCUGCAAUUGCAGCUGUCAACGCAGAGACCACAUACGUCUGCGAAACGAGCGAUGCAAGCCCCUAUCUGCACAAUGUUCAAGAGUUGAUCGACAAUCUCAAUGAUGCGCCCCAGGGCGAGAACCAGUGUAAUCCAGGUCCCGAGAAUGGAUGCGGAAAAACAAUUACUGGAUACUCUGGCUCAGGCGGUGCCGCUUAUAUGAUAUGUGGUCCUGGAAUGCGGUGCUCCGGUGACCCUGGCGGUAUACCUUGUACUGUAAGCUGUGGAGGUAUGGUGUCAAGGCUUAUUGGCGACUACUUCGAAGUUCUUCGUGAUAAAUGCCAGGCUCCAGACUCGAAUGGUGAUAUUCGAGUCGGUGGUAUUGUCCGUAUGACUACUGGUGACGAGGUUAAUGAGCUUAAGCUCUUUUCAAAGCCCGGUUGA
Molecule: messenger RNA, 456 nt
Organism: Penicillium chermesinum
Lineage: Eukaryota; Fungi; Ascomycota; Eurotiomycetes; Eurotiales; Aspergillaceae
Exons: 2
Coding region: 1-456 (151 amino acids)
Source: RefSeq, a predicted model, not a curated record